Molecule: messenger RNA, 542 nt
Organism: Caenorhabditis sp. 36 PRJEB53466
Lineage: Eukaryota; Metazoa; Nematoda; Chromadorea; Rhabditida; Rhabditidae
Source: the annotation of a GenBank genome assembly
AUGGACUACGUGAUUGAUCGACAUUUGACAGAUGUGAGUUGAGUCUCAUCACCGACACUAGCGACUUUAUUUUCAGUUCUCCGAAGCGCUCCAAAGCGUGCUGGACGAGAAGAACGCGUUCGAAAUGUUGCGCGGAGAGGACGAGGAGACGUUCAUCUACGUGCAGGGCUGCGAGACGAUCGAGAAGGAUCUGAACGUGAUGACGUGUCGGAAACUGCGCGAGAAGAACCGCGGACUCGUCGGGGACUGCUUCAAACUGGACAUUGUCGGCACUCCGCUGUCCUACUGUAUUCAGAGAAAACUCGACGCCGAGCAGGUCACCAAUCGAUGUGUCAAGACGUAUUUGAAGUCGAGGGUGAGCGCGUGAGCGCCUAGGAUUUGUCAAUGUUCGGUUAUUGUAGAGCCACGAAGAGCUGAAGACGUUGUUCAACACGAAUUCCAAGUGUCUCAUCGAUGGAUUCGCCGAAGUUUGCGGCGAAGAUUCGGGAAAGAUUGUGAAGGAAAACCUUCGGAAAAUCGGCUAUUUGAAAGGAGUCUAUUAG